AUGAAUAUCAUUCCCAGCAAGGGUGUAGCUAUGGCUCAAAUCGGAGACCACCGCUCAGUCAUCGAAUCUCGCCUCGGCCUAUCUGCUAUACACAACAAUGACUGUGAAAAAGUCGUCUAUGAUACCGACCCACAACUCAUCAUCCAUUACCAGGACGAUAGCACGGUUGAGUUGGUCGAGAUCGCAUAUUCGGGCGAUGAUGGAAGUGAAGUCUGGCUUGAUGGCGUCCAACUCUCCUACCGAUUUCUAGAUGAUGUGGUGGCGGACCUGGCCGCGAAAGGGUACAAAGGCACGCCAUCUGAUAUCGGUCACGAUUUCUUUGCGGGCUUUGCGAUCUGGUCAAUGGGGUCUCUCUGUGCAAGGGAUCUCGAUCCAGGUGCCGGUGAAGAAGACGAGCGGGAGGUUGUUGAGGGGGUCUCGGUGGCACCCUAUGCAUACUUCAUAGAUUGA
This is a messenger RNA of Aspergillus wentii DTO 134E9, 450 nucleotides long. RefSeq lists its product as uncharacterized. Bases 1 to 450 code for a protein of 149 amino acids. The record is from RefSeq and is a predicted model, not a curated record. Lineage: Eukaryota; Fungi; Ascomycota; Eurotiomycetes; Eurotiales; Aspergillaceae. The transcript has a single exon.